UUCUUGUCAAUAUUGGAUGUUUUCUGUCGUUCAAUUGACUAAAUAAAAGUGUUCUAGUAAAUCCGUGAAAUUCCCUGUAUUUCAUUCAGACGAUACGUGUCUACAAUGAAAUUACCUUGCGCUUUUCUCUUGGCUGUUGCCACCCUUGCCAUUUCCACACUGGCAAAGACGUACACGGAAUGUGAACUUGUCGAUCAGCUGCUCAACUACGGUUUCAAUAAAACAGAUUUGGCCAACUGGGUUUGUCUUAUAAAACAUGGCAGUAAUUUUUCAACAGAAGCAAAGAAUACCGAGACAGAUUCAGAUGGAAAAACUUACACAGCACAUGGGCUUUUCCAGAUUAGUGACGAAAAAUGGUGUGAAAAUGAUAAACCAGGUGGGACUUGUAAAGUCAAAUGCGAAGAUUUGAGGAAAGCAAUGUCUGGAACCGUGGAGUGUGCCCAUGAAAUUCAUGAUGAGCAUGAUGGUUUUGGAAAUUGGAAAGUCUGGAAGGAAAAUUGCAAUGGCACUAGUUUAACUGAACCUAAUUGCCCUGAGGAAAUAGCGAAAUAUAGUUGAAUAAGCAUGUUCUUUAGCGUUUUAUUCUGUUUUUUGAUUAUUGGUUUUUGUGGCAAGGUUUUUGUGAAAUAUAUAUAUAUGUCAGUUAUCUUUACCCCAUA
Cimex lectularius (bed bug) is the source of this 659-nucleotide messenger RNA. Its product is annotated as lysozyme c-1. The transcript is spliced from 5 exons. NCBI's taxonomy places the organism in Eukaryota, Metazoa, Arthropoda, Insecta, Hemiptera, Cimicidae. Bases 106 to 558 code for a protein of 150 amino acids. The record is from RefSeq and is a predicted model, not a curated record.